Molecule: messenger RNA, 2160 nt
Organism: Archocentrus centrarchus (flier cichlid)
Lineage: Eukaryota; Metazoa; Chordata; Actinopteri; Cichliformes; Cichlidae
Gene: oxsr1b
Product: oxidative stress responsive kinase 1b
Exons: 18
Coding region: 503-2113 (536 amino acids)
Biological process (GO): peptidyl-threonine phosphorylation; intracellular signal transduction; negative regulation of potassium ion transmembrane transporter activity
Cellular component (GO): cytoplasm; cytosol
Molecular function (GO): protein serine/threonine kinase activity; ATP binding
Source: RefSeq, a predicted model, not a curated record
UGUUGGCGUUUCCUGUCUUGGUAGUUUGAGGCUUUUACAUUGUACGCCAUUUAAACUGUAAUAAAUGAUGAAUCGGUAGAAGCAUGGUGUGUUAAUCCUAGCGGAAAAGUAGUAGUUUAUGUUGCGGUAACGAUUUGAACUAAAACCUACAAGGGUCCACUGUGGGCUACAGUCGUGAAGAAGCCGCCAUUAAAAGUGUGGCGGAAACCCUCGGCUUGAUUUGGCAGUUUUCCUAACCGCGGCGCUCAGCGUCGACAUUGUGUGCCACACUCAAUAUGUCCGCCAGGAAGGUCCACAUUUUCUCAGUAGGAAUGCGGUAGGCGGGGCUGCUAGGCUAGUGUCAAACUUUGGGAAUGACAGGAGUGCUGCAGGAUUCGCAAAGAAGGGGAAGUGUCGCUCUUGUUGGUCCUGUUUGGAUUACUUUGACUAAUUUUUACGCUCGCUUUUUGGAUUCACCACCUUUCUACAUACAGAGAGUCCUGCUCCAGCAGAUCCCUCAGCCAUGUCGGAGGACCUGAGCUCCCAACCCUGGUCCAUCAACAAAGAUGAUUAUGAGCUACACGAGGUGAUUGGGAGUGGGGCAACAGCGGUGGUUCAAGCAGCCUACUGUAUACCACGCAAGGAGAAGGUGGCCAUUAAACGCAUCAACCUGGAGAAGUGCCAGACUAGCAUGGACGAACUCCUGAAAGAGAUUCAGGCCAUGAGCCAGUGCCACCACCCCAACAUUGUGUCUUACUACACCUCCUUUGUGGUAAAGGAUGAGCUGUGGCUGGUUAUGAAACUGCUCAGUGGCGGCUCAGUGCUGGAUGUGAUCAAGCAUAUCAUCUCACGAGGAGAGCACAAGACAGGCGUACUGGACGAGGCCAGCAUAGCCACUGUGUUGAAAGAUGUUCUUGAGGGCCUGGAGUACCUACACAAGAAUGGACAGAUCCACAGAGAUCUUAAGGCUGGAAAUAUUCUCCUCGGGGAUGAUGGUUCAGUGCAGAUUGCAGACUUCGGCGUCAGUGCCUUUCUAGCCACAGGAGGUGACAUCACUCGAAAUAAAGUGCGCAAGACUUUUGUGGGAACACCAUGCUGGAUGGCCCCAGAGGUUAUGGAGCAGGUGAGGGGUUAUGAUUUCAAAGCGGAUAUUUGGAGUUUUGGGAUCACGGCCAUUGAGCUCGCCACAGGAGCUGCACCUUAUCACAAAUACCCACCGAUGAAGGUCUUAAUGCUGACGCUGCAGAAUGACCCUCCGAGUCUGGAGACCGGCGUCACAGACAAGGAGAUGGUAAAGAAAUACGGCAAGUCCUUCAGGAAGAUGAUCUCACUGUGUCUACAGAAGGACCCUGAGAAAAGGCCAACAUCCUCAGAGCUGUUGAAGCAUAAAUUCUUUCAGAAGGCAAAGAACCAUGAGUAUUUACACGAGAAGUUGCUUCAGAGGGCGCCAACAAUAACAGAGAGGUCAAAAAAGGUACGUCGAGUGCCAGGCUCCAGUGGCCGGCUGCAUAAAACAGAGGACGGCGAAUGGGAAUGGAGUGAUGAUGAGCUUGAUGAAGAAAGCGAAGAAGGCAAAGCAGCUGCUGCAGCCAUAAGGUCACCAAGAGUGAAGGAAGGAUCACAGAAUUCAGAGGUUUUCCAGACUCCUGAGCCUUUCAGUAGUCAUCUCCAGCCUAUGCCCGCUGGUCUAGCUGAACUACCUCAGGCUGCAGGUCAAGCUCCACUGCAGCCCACACCAGUCACUGCUCAAUCUACUGCCCAGGCUGCAUCUCCCACACCAGGAGUACCUGCUGCUGCUGCUGCUGUUCCCCCUCAGAUUCCAGCUCCCUCAGGGGAGUCUACAGCUCCAAUUAGUUUGGUAUUAAGGUUAAGAAAUUCAAAGAAGGAGUUAAACGACAUCCGCUUUGAAUUCAUGCCAGGGAGAGACACAGCAGAUGGUGUGUCUCAGGAACUGGUGUCAGCAGGCCUGGUGGACGGGAGGGACUUAGUAAUAGUCGCCGCAAAUUUGCAGAAAAUAGUCGAUGAACCUCAAACCCAUAAAAAUGUCACUUUCAAACUGGCUUCUGGAACCGAGGGAUCUGAAAUACCAGAUGAUGUCAAGUUGAUGGGCUUUGCUCAGCUCAGCAUUAGUUAGACUGAUGAUCUAUCUGGAACCGUGACUUGCCUAAAAAAUGUGAAAUA